Saccostrea cuccullata (small rock oyster) is the source of this 2517-nucleotide messenger RNA. Its product is annotated as E3 ubiquitin-protein ligase TRAF7-like. The transcript has 16 exons. Gene Ontology annotation, molecular function: protein binding. Bases 153 to 1970 code for a protein of 605 amino acids. The record is from RefSeq and is a predicted model, not a curated record. NCBI's taxonomy places the organism in Eukaryota, Metazoa, Mollusca, Bivalvia, Ostreida, Ostreidae.
CAAUCACAGAAGAGUUUUGGUAAACAAAAAUAUACUUCGGACUUCCCGGUUUUACUUCAAACACGAUAAUUUAUGUAUGAAAGGAGUGAUUACCUAAAUUGAACAAUGUAAGGAAUUUUUGACACAAUUAUUUGUUAAAUCGACAUUGUGAUAUGGCGGGUUUGUUACCCGAAGACGACGCAGAGCCCAUUCUUUUGGUGAACAAACUGACCCCUCAUUUCUUGUGUCCAGUAUGUGAACAGUUGUACAAAAAUCCGGUCAUUAACAUUAAAUGUGGACACACGUUUUGUAAGAGAUGUGCGAGUGGCUGUUCCAGGUGUCCUGUGGACAAUGAGCCGUGCGAUGCAAGUCAACUGAUUUUAAACAGACUUGUUGUUGGUCAAAUUGAUGAACUCCUGAUUUAUUGCAAAUAUGGCAUUCGAAAACAAAAUGGAACAUGGGUUCAUGACCCUACAGGCUGCCAAGAACAGAUAAUAAUUGGAAAUCGACAUGAACAUGAGGACCAAUGUACAUUUGCUCCCAAACCUUGCCCUAAUGAUGUACAAAACUGUGGCACAUUCAGGGCCUCAGAACUUGAGCAACACUUACAGACCUGUCCAUACUUUGAAUGUGAUCAUAAAGACAAAGGAUGUGUAUUUCAUGGGAGACAAGAUGAAGUUAGAGACCACUUAGGAACCUGUGGAUACAGAGGAUUGCCUAACAGCAUCAGCCAGAGAGAUUUUCAAGACCAGACUAAAGCACUAGAGGCUGAGAAUAAAUGUUUGAGAGACAGACUUGACAGCCUGACAAAACGAGUGGAGGUGUUAGAAGGAAACAAAAAUUCACUGGAAUUUACACUGGAGACAUGUUUAAGCAAUUAUCAGAAUUUAAACAAGAAGCAUGAAGCCCUUCAGACUUUAGUGGAACAGUUAAUGAGCUCGCGUAAUCGGCGCUCUAUGUCAUCCCCAGGAAACUCGGCUGAGGCAAUUAGACAGAGAACUAGCAGCACCAGUAGCUUCUCAAGUCUACUCUCUGGAUAUGGUGGUCCAAAGCUAAGCCCUCCAGCAAAUUUAAGACCAGAAACCUGGAAAAUGCCUUUCCAAUUCAAAUGUAUUGGAUCCCUCAGAGGCCACAAAAAGGAAGUUUGGUGCCUGGCUCUGUAUAAACAGAGACUGUACAGUUCUGGAGGGGAUAGUUUGAUUAAAGUCUGGGACCUAGAUGUUGUCACCAAUGGCUGUAUCAAAACUAUGGAGGGUCAUUCUGGAGUGGUUCACACUAUGGCCAUCUAUGAGAACACACUGGUAUCAGGGGGAGACGACCUAUCUAUCAGAGUGUGGAAUCUGGAUUCUAACACACAGGAAAACUGUGUCUUUAAUGCUCAUGAUAAUCUGAUCAGUUCCAUGGUAGUUGUUGGAGACAACCUUUUUACUGCUUCUUACUCACUAAUAAAGGUUUGGGAUAUGAAGACCCUGUCUUUAAUUCACACAAUAUCUGGAUUACACCACUGGGUCAGAGCUUUAGUAGUUAGUCAAGACAAGGAAUGUUUAUACAGUGGAUGUCACAAUACCAUUGACAUUUGGAACACUUCAGGGUCUUUCCAGCAUAAAGGGAACAUUUCUCACAACUAUGGGUCAAUUUACUCUCUUGCAAUCACGCAUGAAUUUGUCAUUGCAGGUACAUACAACAGAAAUAUACAGGUGUUUAGUUUGUCAAAUAAUCAUCAUGUCUCCUCUCUCAGGGGUCAUAUUGGGGUCGUGAACUCUUUGACUGUGACCCCAUCAGGUCGUUUUCUAUUUUCGUCUUCCAGUGACCAAACAAUAAUGAUCUGGAACUUGGAGAACAUGCUGCCUAUCCAGACCCUCCACAGACAUGAGGGAGGGGUCAAUGCUGUAGCUCUGUAUGGGGACACACUCCUGUCUGGUUCUGAGGAUCAUGAAAUCAAGUUGUUCCAGUAUUUCCAAAUGCAGAUGGGAUUUGCCUUACAAACAUGAAAAUCAACCACAUGCAAUAUCAGUUUUCACAGAGUAAACCUGCUGUUCUCCACAUCCAAGAAAAACUUCCAUGAUGUCUUUCAUAUUGACAGUUACAUUUAAUUGAAUACUAGUAAAGUGCUUGCAUGUUUUUUUUUUUAAACAUGUUAUCUCCGUUCAUGCCAAGGUUUAUAACUCAAAGUAACAAAUGUACAAUGAAAUCAAAAGUUGGAAAUUAUUUUCUAGCUUAGACUUCCAGUGGAAGAGAUGUUUUAAUUGUAAAUCAUUCCAUUUACAUUUUCAGAAAAUUCAUUUAGUGGGUGUGUUUGCUUGUCUCAUUUAAAAAAGCAACUUUCACUAUUGAUAUACAUGUACACAUGUAGCAUUUGCAUAUUUUUCUGUUUUGUGAAUAUACACAUUUAUUUCUUUUUUGCUUGUGUACAUAUAUUCAUGAAGUAAGAUAUCAGGGAAUCAUCAAUUCGUUUACAAGACCAUUUUGUAAAUUAUCAACUUUCUUUUGUACCUGUUAUUAAUAUUUUACUGGUUAAUAAAAUACUGUUAUGAUAAG